AUCAUUCGCAGCUUUACUGCGUUCACGAUCAGUUGUGGUUUCAAGAGCCUCAGCUUCAAUUCGUUUGUGUCUUUUUUCGGUCGCUAAGUGUAUUGUUUUCUUUUUUUAUUCAUGUGAUUUUGUUAAUUUAUUUAACAACGAACAAAAACUUAAUUAAUUAAAAAAAAAAAACGAUAAGAGUGACAUAAGAGAUUUCUCUUCUACUCGUACAAAAUUAGACAUAAUCAAAAUGUCGCGACGACUUCUAGCCAUCGGGUUGUGCCUUUUGCAAAUUGCAAUUCUAGUCCAGUGCAACGGUCUGUACUCAAUUAUUGCACCAGGAACCCUGCGAUCAAAACUUAACUACCAUGUAACAGUAGCCGUUCAUGAUGCUCCCUCACCUUGUAAGAUAAAGGUUGGUCUUAUUGGUCCAGAAUUUGAUAAAUCUGAAACCGUUGAAGUUGCACCAAAAACAUCAAAGCUUGUUAUGUUCCAAAUACCAAAACUCAAAGACGGUGAUUACAAUUUGACAGCCGAAGGUUUAUCAGGCAUUGAAUUCAAAAAUACAACCAAAUUAAAUUUUGCUGCUGAACAGCUAUCGAUUUAUGUUCAAACAGAUAAGGCCACUUACAAGCCAGGUGAUUUAGUCCAAUAUCGAGCUUUAGUUUUGGACGAAAAUACCAGACCUGCUAAGAUUGAUGGACCUGUCAAAAUUGCUAUCAAUGACGGAGCACAAAAUCUUAUCCAACAAAAGAAUGAUGUCGAACUCACCAAAGGCGUUUUCGCUGGGUCAUUACAAUUAUCAGAAUUCCCAGUUCUUGGAAUGUGGAAUAUCGAAGUGAGUGCCGAUGGUACAACUGAGACCAAGUCUUUCGAAGUUGACAAGUAUGUUCUGCCUAAAUUUGAAGUUCAAGUUGAAGCACCCAAAGAUGUAGCAAUUGUUGAUGGUAAAAUUAUGGUUACCAUAAGGGCAAAAUACACCUAUGGAAAACCUGUUAAAGGAAAAGCUGUUGUAUCUUGCAAGCCUUCUUACUACUACUAUGGUGAUGACUCUAAAACACCCUCAGCUGAAAAGACAGUUAACAUUGAUGGCAAAGGUCAUGUAGAAUUUGACAUUGCUGAAGAUUUGAAAUUGGACAGAGAUCGUUAUACACCACCAAUUACUAUUUUGGCCAUCGUUGAAGAGGAACUUACAGGAUUGAAGCAGAACUCAACAGCAACGGUCAAUUUACACCGUGAAAAGUAUCAAAUUCAAGGUGUUGACACUCCAUACACUUAUUAUCCAGGCAAAACUGUCGCAAUAACUGUCGUUGUAAAGAACCUCGAUGGAUCACCAGUUCAAGACACUAAAAACGAAGUAACCCUCAAUGUUAGCCCACCAGACCACUUUUACAGACCAAUGCCCAUUGCUUUGACAUCAGAAGAUAAGGAAGCAUCAAGUGCAACAACUCUACCACCACCAGUCAAAUCCAAAAAUUACACUUCACCCAUAGACAAGAAUGGUAUGGCCACCUUUCAAAUUGAGCUUCCGGAAGAGUCAUCAAGUUAUUUCUCCGUAAAGGCUUACUACCAGGAUUCAUCAGCUUACAUAACAUCUCUGUCGAAAUAUGAAAAAACCGAAACUCCAGUUGAUGAUUCAUUUAAAAUUAUUGUACAAACAAAGAAUCCUGCUCUUGGAAAUGACGUGAGCAUUCGAGUACAAAAUGGAAAGCCAAUUCCAUACUUUUCGUACACAAUCUUAGGUCGUGGUGAUAUCAUUGAAAGUGACAUUAUUGAGGUUCCUGAAAAUCGCAACUACCAUGUCUUCAAAAUCACACCGAAAUUUGAGAUGAUUCCAACUGCUAAAAUCUUCGUUCACUAUGUUGAUGGUAACGAUCUCCAAUACACCGAAGAGACAAUUAACUUUGAAAGGGAUUUCCAAAACUCGAUUUCUAUUGAAGCUCCAGUUGAAGCCAAACCUGGUGCUGAUGUUGAAAUUAAGGUUAACACCGAUCCUGAUUCAUAUGUUGGUUUACUUGGUGUCGAUCAAAGUGUGCUCCUCCUCAAGAGCGGCAACGAUUUAAAGAAGGAUACAAUCUUCCAAGAUCUCAGCCGUUACGAUUCUAGUACACCAUGGUCAAUGGGCUAUGGACAAUAUCCCGGUAGCCAAGCUGGUAUUGUAGCAAUGACCAAUGCUAACUAUCCAUUCUAUCAAAUUAGAAGAUUUCCUAUUUGGCCAAGAUUUGGAUAUGGCACAUCGACUUUUAUUCCACAACAAAUGCCAGCACCAAUGGCACAAGCAAUGGCAUCACCAAUGUUUGUCCAAUAUUCAUCUGUUUCCACUCAGAGAGUUUCUUCAGCUCCAAAAGUAAUCAAAACUCGUAAACUAUUCCCAGAAACAUGGAUGUUUGAGAACAUGGUCAAAAUUACCGACGGAAGUGGACUCACAUUGAGCAAGAAAGUUCCUGACACCAUCACAUCUUGGGUUAUAACUGGAUUCUCGUUGAAUCCUAAAACUGGUUUGGCCCUUACCAAAGAAGGAACCAAAGUGCGAACCUUCAUACCUUUCUUCAUUUCUACUAAUUUGCCAUAUUCAGUUAAACGAGGGGAAGUAAUUUCAAUUCCUCUGGUUAUUUUCAACUAUAUGGACAAGAAUCUUGAUUGUGAAGUAAGUCUUGAUAAUUCGGAUCGUGAAUUCGAUUUUACCGAAGCAACCAACGAAGUCACUGAAAGCGCGAGUGAAGAUGUAAAUCGUACCAAGACUCUGACAAUUCCAUCGAAUAGUGGACAAAGUGUUUCAUUUAUGAUUCGUCCCAACAAAGUUGGACCAAUUAGCUUGAAGUUCGUUGCUGUUACUCCAAUAUCUGGAGAUGCUAUUCAACAGACUCUUAGGGUCGAACCCGAAGGUGUUACGACUUAUGUGAAUAAGGCUAUAUUUUUGAAUUUGAACGAAGAGAAGGAGAAGAAUGUUAAGGUUGAUAUUGCAAUUCCUGAGAAUGCCGUCGCAGACUCUGAAUACGUUGAGCUGUCAGUUGUUGGAGACUUGCUUGGACCAACUAUUAAGAAUCUUGAUAAAUUGGUUCGCAUGCCAUACGGAUGUGGAGAACAGAAUAUGGUUAACUUUGUGCCAAAUAUUUUGGUUCUUAAGUACUUGACGGCUACAAAUCAGCUUACUGCUGCAAUUGAAGAAAAGGCCAAGAAAUUCCUUGCAAUUGGCUACCAACGAGAAUUGGAAUACAAACACGACGAUGGUUCGUACAGUGCUUUCGGAAAAUCGGACAAGAGUGGAAGCACCUGGUUGACAGCUUAUGUUGUCAAGUCAUUCCAUCAAGCUAUUCCUUACACCGAUAUCGAUCAGAAGGUUAUCGAAGCUGGUCUCAAAUUCCUCGCUGGUACUCAAUUGCCUAGUGGAGAGUUCCCAGAAGUCGGCAAGGUGAUCGAUAGUUCACACAGUGGAGGUUCCAUUGGUUUGUCUGCCUAUGUGUUGUUGGCUUUCUUGGAAAACGUUGAAUCGGCUGAUAAAUAUAAGGAUGUCAUUGAAAAGGGUUUGUCUUACUUGGAGAAGGAAUUGGCUACAUCUGAGGAUCAAUAUUCGUUGGCUAUCGCUGGAUCAGCUUUGCUUUUGGGUAAACGAAUUGAAUCGGCUGAAAAGAUCUUUGCUAAGCUCAAUAGUUUGGCUAAGGAAGACGGUGAUCGUAAGUGGUGGUCAAAGACUGUUGUCUCCGAUAAGUCAUGGUAUGGACCAGUUUCAGUGGAUGUUGAAAUGACCGCAUAUAUAGUUUUGGCUAUGCUUAAGAAGGGAGACGCCGAAUCAGUACUGCCCAGUAUUAAAUGGUUGGUAUCGCAGCGUAACAGCAAUGGAGGAUUUGCAUCAACCCAAGACACCGUUAUUGGUCUUGAAGCCCUUACCAGUUUUGCUCAAAAGAGCGGUUCUGGUACAGGACAAAUGAAGAUUGACUUCACAGCUGGAAAGGAUGAUUCUGGUACCAUUGAAGUUACCCCAGAGACUUCUUUGAUUUUACAAACACAUGUGCUUCCAAAAACUGUAAAAGAAGUUGAAAUAAGUGCCAAGGGAAGUGGUUCAUCUUUAGCUCAAGUUUCAUACCGCUUUAAUAUCGCCGAAAAGGAUAGCAAACCUAGAUUCAAUGUUAUGCCAGUUGUUAAGAAAUUGGAAAAUGACCAAUUGAACUUGAUGGUUUGCACAGAAUUCGUUCCAUUGGGAGAUGAAAAGGUCUCCAAUAUGGCAGUGAUGGAAAUUUCACUUCCCUCAGGAUACACCGCCGAUUCUGAUAGUUUUGACAAAAUAAAGGAAAUUGAAAGUGUGAAGCGUGUUGACACAAAGAACGCCGAUUCAAUGGUCAUUGUCUACUCCGAUGGUAUAACUUCCGAACAACUUUGUGUACCAAUUGAUGCUAUCAAAUCCCAUGCAGUUGCUAAGCAAAAGCCUUCACCUGUCAGCGUUUAUGAUUAUUAUGAUAACAACAAACGCAGCACUGAAUACUACGAUGUCAAAUCAUCUUUGUGUGAUAUUUGCCAAGAUGUCGAUUGUGGAGCUGGCUGUGCGAAAAAGAAUAAGAAUUUAAAUUAAAAACAAAAAACAAAGAGAAAAAUGACAGUUGUUUUUUAAGUUGUAAAAAUUUAGACGAGAAAAAAACACCAUAAAAUAAAAAAAUAUUCUUUUGUGCCUAAGAUUAAUAAUAUUUGACGACUUGACGAAAGUUAAACAUAUUUUUUAGCUUUCGAAAUCUGGAUCUUGAUAUUUUUUUAUACUAUCUAUACCUACUAUUUGUAUGUACGUGAAUACUUAAAUUUUACAAAAUAAAAAUAAAAAUGAAAAACAUUUAAAAUUA
Eupeodes corollae is the source of this 4808-nucleotide messenger RNA. RefSeq names its product CD109 antigen (gene Tep2). The coding region runs from base 230 to 4546 and encodes 1438 amino acids. The record is from RefSeq and is a predicted model, not a curated record. Gene Ontology annotation, cellular component: extracellular region. Gene Ontology annotation, molecular function: endopeptidase inhibitor activity. The transcript has 16 exons. NCBI's taxonomy places the organism in Eukaryota, Metazoa, Arthropoda, Insecta, Diptera, Syrphidae.